This is a messenger RNA of Colossoma macropomum (tambaqui), 4070 nucleotides long. RefSeq names its product cyclin F (gene ccnf). The transcript has 17 exons. The record is from RefSeq and is a predicted model, not a curated record. Gene Ontology annotation, molecular function: protein binding; cyclin-dependent protein serine/threonine kinase regulator activity. Gene Ontology annotation, biological process: regulation of cyclin-dependent protein serine/threonine kinase activity; mitotic cell cycle phase transition. Bases 185 to 2557 code for a protein of 790 amino acids. Lineage: Eukaryota; Metazoa; Chordata; Actinopteri; Characiformes; Serrasalmidae. Gene Ontology annotation, cellular component: cytoplasm; nucleus; cyclin-dependent protein kinase holoenzyme complex.
CGUUUAGGGGAGGAACUACGACUCGAAAUGCGUGCUUCAAGUUAAUCAACAGUCCUACACUACCAGAUCACUCAAACUACUGAACCUCGACGUUGCUGCAGUAUAAUCUUAAAGUUUUAACCAGAUUUUUGCAGCGUAUACUAGUUUUGCGGGCUAGUACCAGGCAGCCGAAUCUUCCAUUGAAAUGAAAGCGGGCGUGCUACAUUGUCGGUGCCCUAAAUGUUUUUCUUUACCUGCGCGGAAACGGGUCCGAAAGCAGGUUCCCUCAAUGACGCUCCUGUCUCUUCCUGAGGAAGUGCUCCUGUGUGUUCUCCAGUGCCUCUCUGCUGAAGAUCUGCUGACUGUUCGAGCUGUGCACUCUCAGUUCCGUGAUAUCAUCGACAACAACUCGUGUGUCUGGGCACGGGUCAGCUUCAAGGACCGCUGGCCAGCUCCUGAUACUGUCUGGCUCUUUAAAAGAGCUGCAGAAAAAGGAAAUUUUGAGGCUGCAGUGAAGCUAGGAAUUGCAUAUUUGUAUAAUGAAGGACCAUCUCUUAGUGAUGAAGGUCGGGCUGACUUGUGUGGCAGGAUGGCUGCUCGAUUCUUCAGCCUGGCAGAGAGCCUGCGCUCCCCCAUGGCCGACCCCUUCAUCUGGGUCUUUAUCAGGCCACCUUGGUCUCCUUCUGGAAGCUGCUGCAAGGCAGUUGUAUAUGACCAUCUCAAAGCAGAGAGUGACACCAACUUGGAGAGAAAAGGAACAUUACUGCAUUGCCUCUUUAGAGUUCUUCAGUUGUUUGAUGAUGAGGAGAAGCACGUGGAGGCACUCGCUAUAUUGGAGGAGUCCUCGAAUUGUGGCAGUGUGCAGAGCUCAUACGUACUGUGGGAGCAGAAUCGCAGCGCUGCGAUGUGUGACCCCGGGAGGUAUCUUCAGUGUGUGCGAACUCUCAGGGACUAUGCGGCCAAGGGCUGUUGGGAAGCUCAGCUCUCUUUAGCAAAGUCGUGUGCCAGUGGCAAUCCCCUGGGUAUGGAGCCCCGGGCCUGCGCUGACUUAGUUGCACAGCUCUUUCUCUCUUGUCCAUCCCCAACUCGACAAGCUGAUCUACACAGACAGGGCAUCAGUGACACCAUGAGGUAUAUAUUGGUGGACUGGUUGGUGGAAGUGACUACCAUGAAGGAUUUCUCCAGCCUGGCACUGCAUGUGACAGUGGGUUGUGUGGACCGCUAUCUGUCCCGUCGUUCUGUGGCAAAGGCUAGGCUGCAGCUUUUGGGCAUUGCCUGUAUGGUUAUCUGCACAAGGUAUAUCAGUAAAGAUAUUCUGACCAUCCGAGAGGCUGUGUGGCUCACUGAUAACACGUAUCAGUAUGAGGACUUGGUGAGGAUGAUGGGGGAGGUCAUCUCUGUGCUGGAGGGGAAGAUCAGAAUUCCCACUCUGCUGGACUAUGGAGAAGUGCUACAGUCCUUGCUGCCCAUGGAGCGGCGAAGUACUCAUCUCUUCAGCUACAUCUGUGAGCUCUCUCUGCUUUGCUCUCCCCUUGCUGUGCCUGGUCCUGCUCGUCUUGCCUGUGCCACCCUGCUGCUCACACGAGCGUUACACAAUUAUGCUCCUGUUUGGCCAAACCAGCUGGUUGAGAACACUGGCUUUUCUAAGGAGGAGCUAGUGCCCUGUGCUUUGCUGCUCUAUAUCAAGUGCUUUAGUCAAGAUGCACCCAAAGACUACAGACAUGUCUCCUUAAUUGGCGUUAAGCAAAGGUUUGAAAGUGAUGCAUACCAACAGAUUAGCAAAGAGCCGGUAAUAGGGUUUAAAGAACUGUGCCAAGUGCUGGAGGUUCCAGAGGUGGAACCCAAAUUUGACCCUCCUAGUGCCAGUGGCCAUUCAGCAGACAUGCAUACCUUCCUGUCUUCUCCAUCUAGCAACAGUAAGAGGAGGCGAGAGGAUAGCAUGCAGACCCACCGAGGCAGCUUUGUGGCCACACCCACAGCUGAACUGUCCACUCAGGAGGAGACCCUUCUGGGCGAUAUCCUUGACUGGAGCCUAGACGCUUCCUGUUCAGGUUAUGAGGGUGAUGAAGAAAGUGAAGGAGAGAAAGACGCUGAAACCUCAGCCCUCGCCUUCCAGCUGCAACUGUGCAUGGAGUCUUCUGACCGAGUGCACUGUCGUGCUCUCUCUAGCGACGAGGAUGGCAUGAGUGAAACUGAAGCCACUACAAAGGAGACCUUUGGAGGCAGCAGCCGCAGCAGACCAUGGUUUUGCCAGCCUUCUUCAACUUCUUCCUCGAAAGGCCCACUCUCCAUUGACCUUCACAGUUCUGGCUACUCUUCCGUCCAAAGCAGCAGCCCUUCUACCUCCACUGCUCCCACCCUGGUGACCUGUUCUCUUUCCCCCCUGAGCCCGGUCUCAGCCUCAGUGUCCGCCUCUCCCGGCUUCUGCCUUCUUGUGCCCAUGCAGAGGCCCUGUGACUCAGCCCAUAGACAAGUAAAAAGGAAGAACACAGCUGCUCAUAGUGGUGGAGAGAUAGAAAUGGAAAUUGAAAGGGAGGAACAAGAGAUUACUGUCGCCAAUGCAUCGUUCAUCAGUUAAUGGCUUUAGUAACAAUGAUUGUGUGGAUUGUUAAGGGUGCCUCUUAACAGUUUGCUUGUCAGGUGUUAAGCCCCAGUCUGUGAUAAACAGGCAAAAAGGUUUACAUCAGUGUUUCCGUUCCUGUUCAUAUUAUCCACUGUGAGCUUUUAAGGACCAUAUGUUCCCAUAAUAGACAUUGCUGAUAAUGAAUAAAAGCAAACAGAAAGACAUUUAGCAUUAUGCAAAUGAACUAACUGGCCCCAGCUUGUAUUCCUUUUUAGCAUGAAGUGUUCCUUUAAGAAAAGGAAAGGAGAAGAGGAAGAAGAAAACUAACUGUGAUACUUGAAUCCUUCCCUUCCUGUGUAACCUUAGUCAUGUUGAACUGCUUGUAUUCUGUGGCUUUGAGCAUGGCUGCACCACAAAGUUGUUUGACAAUUCUUUAUUAUCAAACCACUGGAACUUUCUGGAAAAUGUCGUCUUCUGUGCCUCUGUGUCUGUAUGAGACCUUUUGCAAAUCUGCAGACAAUUACAACUACCUGUCUCACAUCCCACCCACCAUAGGAACUCAGACUAUCUCAGAAGGUUUUUUUUAUGUAUACAUUCAUAUGUAUUUUUGCUGGACUGAAAGCUUUUUAAACCAAGGAAUAUCUAGGCAUUUAGAAAGCUUCUUUAAAUUGCAUGAAAUUGUUCCAUACUGGGUAUACACUGCCAAAACUUAACUGGUCCACUUAACUCUUUUUCAGGGCACUGAUUCAUUUGCUUCUUUGGACAACUAGAAAUAUAGGUGACAUGUAUUGAAGAGUAAAUUAUACCCAAUAUGUUUUUGUAUGUCUGUUUAUAUACCAUGUGUUUUGUAUACUCCCUGGUGCUUUCUGAGUCUCUGAUGCCAAAGGUACUUUUUUAUUUAUUAGUAGUAUUAUUAUUAUUAUUAUUAUUAUUAUUAUUAUUAUUAUUUUUUAACAUCGCUGGCAUGCUCUCACUAUUCUCAAGUGUAGUUGACUGAAAUUUUUACUGUUAAGUAACUUAGCAAUAUUUGUACUGUACUAUUUCAGACAAUACCAAACUGAUUGAUACCAUUUUUUGACGUGUGACAAAGAGAAGCAAUGUUUCACCUGUGUAUUUUUUUUGAACGUGGAAUAACAUGGAAACCAACUGUGUUGCAACAAGAUCAGUUUAAUGUGAUGUUGAAGGUGCCGUUUCUUCAUAGCUUCAAAUGGAAAAGCACUUUCUUUUACCUAGCGCUGGAUGAGUGUUCCUGGUGCUAAUGUCUUUCGUGACAUUUGCUUGAACAAUCAAAAGUAUGUUUGAGUUUAUUCAGUGCUCUGCAGGUAGACACGUACCUGAUUUUGAGAAACGGAGGUCAACACAAAGCAUUAAAUUAUUACUUGAUGGAUUUUGUCAGUACUGUAACUUCGUCAAGGGGUGUGACUGUAAAUACUUUUUAAAUAUAUAUAUGUUAAUGGAUGGAAGCUGUGAAAAGCCACUACUUGAAACAAAUAGUUGUUUGUGCUGAAUUUAAAAAAAAAAAAUAAAA